Molecule: messenger RNA, 4792 nt
Organism: Choloepus didactylus (southern two-toed sloth)
Lineage: Eukaryota; Metazoa; Chordata; Mammalia; Pilosa; Megalonychidae
Gene: APOBR
Product: apolipoprotein B receptor
Exons: 4
Coding region: 902-3985 (1027 amino acids)
Biological process (GO): lipid transport; triglyceride metabolic process
Cellular component (GO): membrane
Molecular function (GO): very-low-density lipoprotein particle receptor activity
Source: RefSeq, a predicted model, not a curated record
CUUUCCCGAGGCUCAACCCUUUCCACCUGCUUUCCUCCCGUCCCUUCCCUCUUCCAGCCCCAUGUUGACUUUUGCCGAAUUCCUCAGACCACUCACCAGAAGCCCACCGCGUUCUUCCAAUAGCCGCCCUGAGGGACCAACAGACGAGGCCGGGGUUCGGGGGCGGUCUCCUCCCCUGGAAGGGCGACACCGAGGAGGGCAUUACCCCCUAUCCCACUCGCAGCUCCCCGACGACCCCACGGGUUUCCCCCGGUGGCCUGAGCCAGCUCCCGAGCCCGUCAGGUGAGCAGUGGCGCUCACGCCCGUGAGAGCGCCGGGAAUACUUACUCUCAGAAUCCGAAAAGCUCCGCCACGAGCCCGCACCGGCUGCCAUGGCAUUGAGUUUGGGUCCCCCGAAGGGACUAAGGUCAGCGAGAGUUCAGAGUUGACUCCGACGGGGCGGAUGAGGGUCUACGACAGGGGAGAAGGCUCAACGCCCCAUUGCCGGUCGCAGCUUCGGCUUUUCCGCGGCACUCGCGCCCCGCGAUCCAUCCCGCAAACCCGGAGCUCCACCGCGCGCCCUCCCACGCCCCACCAUCCGGACUUCACUUCCUCCCCGUCCCCUCGGAGGCAGGGUCCCUGCAGCCUGUACCUUUAAGAGGAGCUGAGCGUUCUGGAGCAAGGGGCGACAGGUUGGCGAGUCACGUGACAGUGCCGGCGGGUCUCCCCAUCACGUGCUCGGAGAUCCUCGCCACUUCCGGGUCCUCCCUCGGUCUCUUCUUCAGGCCUUCCCCACCUUCGGGGGAGGGGCCGGGAGAACCCUGGAACAGCUGAUUUUAAAUUAGAGCGGGUGGGUUCUGCAAGAAGAGCCAUGACGUGAUUUAGCAACGCCUAAGGCCGAGACGUGAUCCUGCCAGCACUGAUGAUGGUUGUAGGCGGCUUCAGCUCCUCUGCCGCUGCCCUCACCUGCCAGAAACAAGACUCCUUCAGCACCUUUGUCUCCUACCUCCUGGGAGAUGAGGUCCCCACUGCAGGGGGGAGGGAGGCACAGGCAGCCAAGGAACUGGGGGAGAUGACCACAGGGAGAGCUGUGGAGGAGGAAGCCCAGGAGGCCCCAGAGGGCCUUAGAGGCAGGGAUAGCGAGGGAGAUGGGGAACUGAGGGGAUCUGGAGAGGCCGGGAGAUACCAGGAGGGAGGUUCAGCUGCAGAACAGACCUGGGGUUGGAGAGAAGGCAGCUCCCAUGGGUCCCAAGCAGAUAGGCAGGUUGCCGGGGCCUGGGAGGCAGCAAAGACCACCAGGUGCCAGGAGCCAGGUGCCCCCUCGGAGGCCAGGAAGAUGUCUGAGGCAGAGUCUGGGGCUGGCUGGGAUAGGAGCAGCGAAGCCCAGGAGAGGCAGGAGCCUGAUGAGCAGGAAAUGAACAAAGGGGAGACGCUGAGAACCUGGGAACUGGAGGAGGAGAAGGAGGAGGAGGAGGAAGAGGUCAAGGCGAAAGAACCAGGGGUGGCCGGAGGGGCGGAGUCAGAGUGGACCUGGCAUGGGGAGCCGGAGGGGAAGGCUGGUGUUGGCUGGCAAAAGGCAGCGGGGGGUGGCAGUGAGACACAGCAGAUGGUCAAGGAGGCAGUUGCAGAGGAGACCCCGCAGCCCAGGGCCAGAAGGAGUGGGAUGGAAGAGGAGAUGGUGGUAGUGGUGAGGGGUGCCCAAAUUAGAGGGGCACAAGGAAUGCAGGGACCAGAGGCAGAGUGUGAGGACCGGUCAACCUCUGGCAGGGAAGAAACUGACCUCCCAGGAGUCAAGGAGACAGAAUCUGGGGCAGUCUCAGGAGAAAGGACCCCAGAGGGUACUGACAGCAUCUGGGUCCUAGAAGAGGCCUCCAAGGAAGCCUGGGAAGAGUUGGUGGAUGAGAAGAGAGAGGCUGAGAGCCUUUUCUCCAAACACACCGAGGCCCUGGGGACCGAGGGAGCGGAAGAAGAGGCUGAGGACUUGACUGCAGGGAGCGAGGCUGCAGGAGGCCGGGGGUCAGAGGAGGAGGUAGGGGAGGGCUUCGAGGGCCAGGCAGCCCAGGGUGGGAUAGAGGCUGAGGGGAGGCCAGACUCUGAGAUCGGCGCUGACGAGGCCAGUCUGGAAGAGGUGGUGCAGGCAGAGGAGGCCCAGGAGCUGAAAGGAAGCUGCUGGGCUGCAGAGGCCGAGGUGCCCCGGGACAAAGAGGCAAAAGGGGCUGAAGGUGAGGCUGAUUUGGAGGCAACUCUAGAGGCAAGGCCUGAGGAGGAGUCUGCAGGGGAGAGGAGCGAGGAGGAGAUUCAGAGCAGCCAAGAAACCCUGAGGAUGGGGUGGGGUGGCCUCGAACAUGAGGUCACUGAAGGCCCAGAACCUGAGCUGAUGGAAGGGGUCCAGACCCCAACAAAGAAGAAACCUGAGGGAGGACAGGGGGGUGAGGAAGAGCUCUGGAGAGUUCCAGUCCUGGGCAAAGAGGAGGCAGAAGGGAGCCUGGAGGAAUGUCCCAGGUACCUGGGCUCUGUAAAGCCUGAUGUCUCUGAGGCAGAGGCCUGGGGAAAUGGGGAGACAGGAGACACCCAGGAAGAAAGACCAGAUGCUGAAGAGGGUGAGGAGGCUACAGGGGACCAGGUCCUGGAGGCUGAGGCCCAAGGUAGUAGGGAUUCUGGUAUAUCAGAGGUCCCAGAGGCAGGGGGGGAGUGGAAGAGAGCAAAGGACCCUGGGUGUGGGACAGAGGAGGGGGAGGUCCUGGAUGUGGAGAACCAGGAGCCAAGUGGAGGCUGUGUAGCUGAAGCAGGGGCAGGUCAGGCACCAGAAGAGAAUGCCACCAGAGAAAGCAAGGGUGCCGGGGUGGAGGCCGCAGUGCCGUGGGGAACAGACAGAACGUCCAGGAGAAGCUGGAGCCUGGAGGAGGUGGCUCCGAGCCUCCAGGACAGCGAGGACACACAGACCAGGAGUUCUUCAGCUGCUGAGAUUGUGGGGGAUAAGGAUGUGAGGGAGGACCGGGCCGAGGAAGGGCCUGAAAGGGAGGCUGGGGAGGCCUGGGACGCAGAAGGGAGAGAGGAGGCUGGGGGAGGUGUGGAGCUGGCGGAGGUCCAGCCUGAGGAGGUUGCAGAGGGGGAGAGCAGAGGUGGGCAGGAGUUUGGCCUGGAUAGCUCGGCAGAAGGGGAGGCGACUGGCCUGGGUGGCCAAGCAGAGGCUUUGGAGGUCUGGGAGCGAGGGCCUGAGGCCGGCCAGGCCGAGGCUGGGGAGUCUGCAGCAGCAGAAGGAAGCUGUGGGACGGAUCACUUUACCUCGGGCUUCCAGGUGGCGAGGGCAGAGGGGGCCGUAGCCAUGGUGGAGGCCGAGGGGCUCCCAGGAGAGCAGGUGCUGGAUGAAACAGAGGCUGGAGUGUGGCAAGUGAUGAAACAGGGGGGAGACAGUGAGGGGCAGCCUGGGGACCAACUCCCUGAGGGAGAGGGAGGAGGGCUCUUUGACAUGGAGGAUGUCGAGGAGCCUGAAGGCCAGGGGCCAGUGGCCAAGGAGGUGGAUCCAGAAGGCCUGGGGGAUGUCGAGGGUCUAAAGCAACAGUCAACAGACCAGGACCCUCCAGAGGCUGAGCCUGGGCCAUGCCAGGAGGCAGAGGCUGCCGAGGAAGUCGGAAGCGCCGGGAGGGAAGCUCGGGGCAGCUGGAGCGAGGCCGCGCUCCCCGGGUCCCGCCUGGACGUUUCUGUCCCGCGGAGCCGAGUGCUCCUCUCCCGCAGCUCCUCGCAGCGUCGCUCCCGGCCCUCUUUCCGUCGGACCCCCACCUCUGAGCAGCAGCAGGCGCCUCCCAGCCCCCCACCAGAGGAGGAGCUGGCAGCCCCUGAGCAGAGCCCUCUCAAGUCAGAGGAAGCCCCGGAGCCAAGCCCCCCGAGGCCUGAAGGGAGCCCGAUGCCUGCCAGGAGAAGGCCCCUGGGACACGGAUUUGGCCUUGCACACUCCGGCAUGAUGCAGGAACUGCAGGCUCGACUGGGCCAGCCAAAGCCCCAGUGACUGGGCCCCGAGACCCCCGGAGCUGGGCCCUGAGUGGGGCCAGAUGGCCUGGUUGGGCCUUGUACCCCCUGCUCUCCCUGCUGGCUUGGAUGCAUCCUUUCCACCGUCUGGGCCUGUUUGUUGGAGUGUCACGCAUGGAGCCAACCAAAUCAGAUAUCUCUGAGGGCCUUGAACUUCUGGAAGUCUGAGUCCACAGCACAGGCUGGGAGCACCUCUCGUGGCUCCCUGCCCUGAUUACCUCCCCGACCUGCCGCAGCUGCUGGAGGAUUGAAGAGAAGAUUUGGGAGAGACAGUGACAGUCAUCUCCACAGCCUUCCUUCUCUGUCUCUUCAGCUCCCACCUCCCCCUCGCCCGACACAAGGCUGUGUAGGAGUAACACGGACCUCUGGGGUUAAAGCCAGCCCAAAGGAAAGGGGUUUUGGAGGGCCUGAGGAGCAUCACCUGCAAUCAAAAUUUCAUGGGCAGCAGACUGGCUGCCUUGAACUUCCAAAACGAAAGCUCAGCCUCAGAACUCUACUGGUUACUCUGUCAACCACCAGCGGAACAGGUCAGAGUGGAGGGAGGUGGACCAGGGACCCCAAAAUGUAAGUGCAGAGACGGUUCCAGGGUGGCUGGAGGCUGCAGACACCAUGCCAGGCCUCUCUGCCCUUUGGGUCUCUGGCAGCUCUUCUCUGAAAAGAAGCUGAGGCAGAGAGAAACGUACGAGUGCUUUAUUAGGCACCCAGCCUGGUGGCCUAGCCCGAGCAGGCCCCCAAACAAUAAAUAAACCAUCUGUCCUAAACAAUAAAUAAAUAUCUAUGAAAUAAA